Messenger RNA from Nilaparvata lugens (brown planthopper), 8481 nucleotides. Its product is annotated as myosin-2 heavy chain. The record is from RefSeq and is a predicted model, not a curated record. Lineage: Eukaryota; Metazoa; Arthropoda; Insecta; Hemiptera; Delphacidae. The transcript has 47 exons. The coding region runs from base 325 to 6792 and encodes 2155 amino acids.
ACAUGGGUAUUCUGGCGCGUGUCCAUGCGGCGGCCAGCCCUGCAGGGCCCGAAUUAGCGCACGAAUUCCUUGCGACGGCGGCAUUGCUAAGCCGGUGUCGGUCCGAACACAACUGCGCGGCCACUUUUGUUAUUUUGGAUGGCAGACGGUUUCUUGCUGCGGCAGGCACUAGGAGGCGGUGUGGCAUCUCAAUAAAAGUUUCUAGUUGUUCUCCAGGAGAAAGAAGGCAGACAGAGAGAGCUGAACUGUGCGACAACGACGCAAUGAGCUUCUGACGUUUUUCAGCGUCGUCGGAUAGCCGAACUUAAACCCUUCCCUUGCAAAAUGCAGCACAUUCGGCCGACCGGCAAGGGCGAUCCACUCUGUCCGCUGGGAUUCCACCCCCAAGUUCGGUGGCCGACACGCUGCAAAAGAUGUUUCAGAGAUUACAAAGAACAUGGAAAUCGCAACAAAGAAGUGGAACCAUUGCGGAGGGAUGAAGUGACUGCAUCAUCUCCAUCUUUAUCAUCAUGGAAUUCAAGAUUACAAAGCGACUCAAAGAAAGACAGCGGCAUCGGAUCAAGGUCAUGGACGAGCAGCACCAAUCUCGCCGACUCAUCAUCAGCCACCUCCAGCCUCACCUUCCAAAAGACUUCUUCACCUUCAUCUACUUCAUCAUCUUCCUCUCCAGGCUUCAGUAAUGCAGCAUCAUCUUGGACAUCGACUCCCAAUCUGGCAGAUAUGAAAGAAGACGCUCAACCGGUUACAACAGUCAAUGUCACUCUACCAAGAAGGAGGCCGCAACCUGUUGUUACAGAUGAUGAUGGAGGAACUGGAGUCGCUGAAUCAGAAAAUCAACAAGACACCCCAACCCCAAGAAGUAGAAAUGAUUAUCGUAGAACACAGUACACGGUUCGGAGAAGAACAAGCACGCCAAGCACAGUUGUCGACACAUCGACCAGCUACACGCCGAAAACAUCGGUCAGUGCUUCAGCAACGAUAACGACCACGUUUUCAAGAGCUUCUAGAACGCCAGACAGGGUCGUCGACAAAACUCCGGAACGAACGCCUGAGAGGGUCGUUGUCAAGCUGCCUGAAAAGCCUGUUGCCGCAAAAACAACAACAGAGAAGUCUAGCAAAGCUGAUAUGGACUUCAUGAUGCAGGUGAAAUCAUCAAAACCUCCCAGACCACCUACUUCCAGUGCUAAGAAAUCAUUACAGCUUCCUCCAUCGAAGCCAGCUGCAUCCAGCAGCGAGGAGGAUGAUGAUGAUGAUGACAACAGCAGCACGACAGGAACGGAGACCACUGAGACCACACUUGUUAACGAUACUAGCGAAUUACAGAAUCUGAAACUGCAGCAGAAAGUGAACGAACUCAACACAACACUGGAGGAUUUGAAAGAUGAUAAACGCAGUUUGAGUUUACGCGUGAAAGAGUUGGAAGCGGAUCUGGAGAAGAGCAAAUCAUCAGCUGACUUGGAGAAGGAGGCUGAAACACUGCGAGCUAAACUGCAGGCUGCCGAAACACUUUGUGAGGAGUUGAUGGAUGAGAAUGAGGACAUGAAGAAGGAGCUGCGUGAUCUCGAAGAGGAGAUGGAUGAGAUGCAAGACAAUUUCAGAGAAGAACAAGCUGAUGAAUAUUCGUCUUUGAAGAAGGAACUGGAGCAAACAGCGAAGAACUGUCGAAUUCUGUCAUUCAAGCUGAGGAAAGCAGAAAGGAAACUCGAGACUGUUGAAGCUGAAAAAAUAGAACUAGAGAAAAAGUGCAAAGAGUUGGCUGGCGGAUCAUCAGGACAAGAUAAGGUGGAGAGAAUCCGUCAUCUGGAGAAAGAGCUCACUGUUGCCAAUGAGGUUGCUCAAAGAUUGCAGAAAGAACUUGAAGAAGCAAAAGAGAAGAUGAAGUCCAUCAACGAUAAAGACGACGGAAAGACAAAGAAGAAAGCUCCAAUGCUAGGAAGUAUUCCUAAAACACCAUCUGGUGAGAAGGUCUCGAGAGAAUCGUUGACUCGAGGAGGCUCUCAAGAAGAUCCAGUUCAGCUACUCAGAGAUCUCCAGGACUCAAUGGAAAGAGAAGCUGAUCUUCGUGAACAAUUAAGAUUUGCAGAAGAAGAAGCUGAAAAUCUAAGGAAGAAAGCAUCUCGAGUUGAGGAUGAUAAUGAAUCGUUGGUUUUGCAGCUCAAGAAAAUGGCUACGAAAGCCAGAACGCAAAGACACAGCCCCAGUAGCAUACGUCUCACCCCUGAAUCACCUCAGGAAAAAGAUGAGGGUAUCUCUGACGAGGAGGAUCCUGCAGAAUUGCGCCUUCUACUUGAGCUCAAUGAACAGGAAGCAGCAGUCUUGCGGAGAAAGGUGGAAGAACUGGAGGGAGAAGGAACAAGCUUGAGAAAUAAAGUGAAGGAUUUACAAGAAAAAUUGGCUGCCAAAACUUCUCUAGCUAGUAGAAGACAACUCUCUACCUCUGACCCUAAGAAAGGCGAAAAGGGUGAGAGUGCCGUUUAUGAGAAAAAAAUCAAGAUACUGGAAGAGGAAAUGAAUGAGCUGAGGAAAAAACUACUAGAAAAAGAGAGAGAUUGUGAAAGACUGCAUACAGAAAUAACACUUGCUCAAAAGAAACCUAAAACUCUGGUGAAGAGCAAAUCUCUGGACGCCUCGUCGGAGGCGCUCGACCUGAAGCGGCAGCUGCAGGUGGUGGAGCAGGAGGCGAGUGUACUGCGCACGCGCACUCAGUCACUCGAGUCUGACAACGAGAAGCUGGUCGCUGAGAAUAAGCGCAUGCUGCUCACUCGGGGCACCAAGAAGGCAUCUGCCUCUGCCUCCGACUCGUCCGCCCUGCUCCAACUCAAGGAGAAGGUCACCGCUCUCGAGAAGCAGCUGGAGGAUUCGAAUGCCAAGUUGAAAGAGCAUGAGAACGAGCAACUAGAAAUGAUCAAAAAAGAAGUCAAAGAUCCGGCAGUUCCUUCGUCUGCAGAACUCGAUAAGAUGAAGAAACUUUUGACCAAGGCUGAGAAUGAGAAAUCUCGUUUGACUGAAACUCUCACGCGGAUGAAGGAGGCUGAGUUGACAGAUAUUGAGAAGUUCUAUCAAAAGCGUACUCCAAAAAAGCCAACUGAUCUCACAACAAAACUGCAACUGAAAAGAAUGGUCGAAGACUUGGAGAAUGAGAUUGGUGAGGUGCUUGUCGCUCUGAAAAAGUCAACUGAGAACAAUAACAAAACUCUCGCCAAAACUGAAGGUUUGGAAAGUAACAAAUUAAAGACUGAAAUAGAAGAGUUGAACAAGAAACUUGAAGCGGCACAAAAAUGUAUGAAGCAAGAGAAGGAAGUGGCCCUGAAAGAGAUCGAAAAAUUGAAGAAAGAAAUCUCAACCCAAGAAGAUGACAAGAAGAAGCUGGAUAAGGAGAAAGAAAAACUCAAAAACUUGCUGGAAGAGGAGAAAAAGAAAUUGAGUGCGGAGAAGCAGAAUGUUGAUAAAAUGAAAUCAGAAAUAGGGUCAUCUAAGAGCACACAAGAAGAGAGCACCAAGUUGAAAAAGCAGGUGGACAAACUCACUGCAGAGCUGCAAGAGGAGAACAACAAAGCUAAACAACUCAACAAGCAGAUUGAAGAUUUUCAGAAAGCAGAUCAAGAUCGAUCAAAACUUAUCAAAGAUAUUGGUGACAAAGCCAAAAAGAUAAAUGAAAUGGAUAAAAAGAUGAAAGAGCUUGAAGAAAAGUUGAAAAAAUCAGAGCGACUUGUUAGCACAAAGAAAGAUAAAAUAACAAAGCUGGAGAAAGAGGUAGGUGAAUACAAAGAGAAGAUACAAGACGUCGAAGCUGGUAGCAGUGGCGAACUGAAAACAUUGCAGAAAGAAAAAUCUAUUCUGAUUGAUCGAGUUACAGAACUACAAGCUGAAACCGAUUAUCUGUCAUCACAGUUAUCAGCUAAAAAGUCCGAUAUUCUUCGAUUGGAGGAAAAUCUCAAAGAAGAACAAGAAAAACUGACCGAUCUCAACUCAAAAGCUGGAAAUCAAUCAUCCCAAGAGCUUUCAAAAUUGAAGGAUGAACUGAAUGCUACUAAGAAACAAGCUAAGGAGCUCAAUGAUACAAUCAAAAAGUUGGAAGCAGAAAAGAGUAAAGGCGAUGAAACUAGUAAAGAGUUGAAAGAUAAAUAUCAGAAGGAAAUAACAGAAUGGGAGAAGAAAUCAUCAGAUCUAGAAAUGGACCUCCAGGCGGAAAGAAAAAUGAUUGAACGAUUGAAAGCUACUCAUGAGAAGGAAAUCAAGAACAAAGAAUCCGAAUUGACGACCUUGAAAUCGAAGUCAGCCUUGACUGGAAGCAAAAAAUUGAAUGAAGUUCGACAGGAACUUCAAGCUAAAAUAGACAGGUUGGAGUUGGCUUUGUCAUCAGAAAAGCAUGAGUACGAUGAGCUCACAAGUAAAUACGAACAACUUGAAGAAGAGCAUGUCGUUACAAAAGCUCAACUAGUUAGAGAAAGAGAAGUAAUACAAGGGCAACUUGUCAAAAGCCAACGAGAACUUUCAGAAGUCGAAGUGGAGCUCAAAACGCUCAGGGAAACUUAUAACACGAAACAAGACACUUGGACCAAAGAAAAGCUUGAAAUGCAAGAAAAGUUACGGGAAAACGUAUCAAAGGCGGAACAGGACAACACGUGGCAAUUGGAGAAGAUGCGACUGACAGCCAUGUGCGAAGAAAAAGCUUCUGAGGUGGAUUCACUCCGCAGAGAAAAUAUGACACAAGUUGAACAAAUAGAAUGCAUGAGGAAAGAGGCAGACGAGAUUAAAAGAAAGUUGGAUGACUAUGAAAAAGUUGUUAAACUUCAACGUAGCUACUCCACAGAUACAUCGAAUAUCGAUCGUGAGCUGAGGGAAACUAAAAACAAAUUAUUCUUGGAAGAAAAGGCGCGCAAAUCGGAAGUAGCAUCACUGAAGCUGAGCUAUGACAACAGAGUGUCGGUGAUAAGUGAUGAACUGAAGAAAGCGCAAACUCAAGUGUCCAGGUUCAAAAAGGAGCGCGAUAAUUUCAGGCACAUGCUCGAAUCAGCUCAGAAGAGUAUUUCUGAACUGAAAGCUGCAGGCACAGCUGCUUCUUCAGGAUCGACGAGUCCAGUCGAGGGAGAGGAACUACAGAGUCAAAUAGCCACAUUGGAGCAACAAAUCAAUUGCAUGGAGGAUGAGCUUUCUGAAUCUCGUCUGGAGGCAUCUCGACUAAAAACUGAACUUGUGUCAGAGCGAUCCGCAUGGGAAGUGAAGCUCUCAGAAAUGAACUCCAAGAUUAAUGAGCUGGAAGAGGAGAGACUAAUGGCGAGUGGACGAACAAAAAUUUCUGGUUUGAAAACUAGGAUGGAAUUGGCCUGGCACAAGGAGAGAGAAGAUCAACAAAGGCUUCUACAAGAAGCUUCAACCUUGGCAAGAGACUUAAGACAAACUUUGUUUGAGGUUGAAAGAGAGAGGGACAAAGAAAGACUAGAGGCUAAGAGAAAACUGGAACAAAUGAAAAGAUCCGGCGAGGAAGAACAAGAAGAAACAAGGAAGAAACUGAACGAGCUACAUUGUGAUCUGUUAGAGCUUAGAGAUGCCCACGCCAAACUGCGAACGACCAACGAGAAACUUCGCAGAGAGAAAGAUCGCUCGGAGAAAGAGAAAGAUCUGAUAAGGCAGGCGACAAGCAGCCGAAUGCGUCAGGACCAAGAGGAUGACCGGCGAGUCAUUGAUCUGCUUAAUCUUGUUGAAGAUUUGAUGCGACAAGCACCCGAACUAUUCCCAUCAGCAAAAUCUACAACAGGAUCAACGGUUAAUUUAACAACACCAACACCACCUAUCAGAAGAAAAGACGAGGGUCCAAAAUCAAGAGAAUCAUCUCCAGCAAUUGAUAGAGAGCCAUCUGUAGAUAAGGAUAGCAAAUCACAGCAAAUUCAAUCAACGAUGAAAAAGUUAUCAGAAGCUGUUGAAGAGUUGAGAAGAACACAAAAGACAUCUGAUGAAAGGAGAAGGGUGGUGCAGGCUCGAAAAUCAUUUGGUUCUCGAAGGGCUGCAUCGAGUGAAUCAGAGAAUCCACCUGAAGCAUUGCUGGGAAAUGGCAGUCGGACGAGCAGCUUGCAGAGGAAGGGAAGUCUCUAUCGCAAGAGUUUAUCUCUUGAACAGACCACUGCUGUUGAGCAGGGCAUUUGGAAAGGAGAUGGCAAUGAAACAGAAGGCAGCUUCAAUAGCAUUGCUUCCUUGGAUGACGCCUACGAUGCCAAAUUUUUCAGGAGGGACGCAAGUCUCGACAGUCGCCUAUCAGGAGGCUCAACUCAAAGUGAGGUGAUUACGUCAGGCACUGAAAAGAAAAAGAAGAAAGGUCUGCUCGGGAAGCUGAAGAAAUUGACCAAAUCGUCGAGGAGUAUCGAUCAUGACGGGGGAGAUAUGUCCUCAGUUGGAUCAACUGGACAGAUUGACCUUGGGUCUGAUUCAGCGCUGAGCUCAGCUACUGAACCAGAACGAGUGAGCAAACGUGAUCUCAAGGACCGUCUCACUGGAAUCUUCAAGAAGUCCGGCUCUGCUUCAAGAGGAAACAGUUUGGAACGAAAUACAAAGCCUCCAACAGGAAGCACUAGCACUAGCAGUGGUAGCACUUUGGCAGUUUCUGGAUCGAGCAGACAAGGCCAAGAGCGUGCUUCCAGCAUUUCCAGAGCCACCAGUAGUAGUGCACUCACUCGAGCAUCACCAGCUAGAAGUGAUUCAAGUAUGACGUCGAGUAGUACUUCCCGACCACUGAUAAGCAGCAGCGCCUCAACUCCAGGUAGUGCUCAAGUCCAGAGAAAAGUCGUGAAGAAAUAAUGUGAUUCAUUCUCUUUUCCUGGACUGCGAAAACGUCUGCACACUUGCUCCACCUGACGCUGUAUUUAGCGUCCAUGUAUUUACCUGACCAUUCUAUAGCUAAUCUGUUCUCUACUGGUAUUUCGUAUUUACAGACACUUAUUAAAAUAGUUAUAGGAUGUUAUUCCUCGGAUAUUUGAUUAUUAUUUAGAUUUUUAAUUUGGUUCAGUCGAUUUUCUUAUUCCUAAAAUUGAAUACCUACCAACCUUCAUUCCAGGUUUGAGAAAUAUCUGUAUCGUUUUCUGUGUUUAUUACAUAUCUGUGAUGUGUAUUGCUUUUUGAUUGUGAAACAAUUUGACAUUAUUAAAACAUUUUAAUUUUAGGUUCACAAAUAAUAAUAAUUAUAAGUAAUUUUCGUAUUCAUCAUAAUCAAUCACAAAAAUAAUGUAAACAUUUAUUUAAAAAAUUAUUUUCCAUCCUGAAUCUGCAAUUUUGAAGAAAUCUGAGUAAAAUGGAGAGAGGCUACGAUUCUUCAAGUUAAUAAUUAGCCUACUUAACUUUUCCAAAUAUACAAACAAAUAGAAUAACCUAUUUGAAUCUUCCAAUGUGUUCAUUAGACCGAUAAAAUCUCCACAACUACAAGAAAACGGAUGAGGAAAUAUAUCAGACUCUGAUUUAUGAAUAUGAAUAUAUGACUCUGAUUUAUAAAACACAUAAUGUCGUAAAAUCAAUAAUAUUUUAUAAAUGAUUGCUGACAGUUGCAAAUAUAGAGGCUUAAGUCUUAAAGCUAUUACAUAAAAACCCAUAUUAAAUUAGACCAAUAUCACUGUUUAAAUCAUCUCAAUUAAUAUUUUCUUACAAUUAUAUGAUAUAUUUGAAAUCUGCAGUAAGCAAGGUAUAUCAAGAAUUAGAAAUACUGUGUUGAAUAGAAUCAAAAAUAAUUUUAUUUUAUAAUUCUAAUUUUUUAAAUUAAAGUUGGACUUCAAUUGACGUUUUCUAUAAUCAUUCAGCUUGGUGCGAAGUGGUGCUAUUAGUCAAUAGCACAUAUUAUGAACUUUAUAAAAAUAGCUAUAACUUUAUCAAACAUUCAAGCAAGACUAGAGUCUCCUUAUAUAUUCUAAUUCUAAAUUUGAAGAUUGAUGUCAGACUUUUUUAUACAAUUUUAUUUUAUUUUGAUACUUAUAUGUAAUCAGUUCUCAUGUGCCUUCAAUAUUCAUUGUAGAAUUUCCCAGUGCAUAUCUCUCUAGAAUAUUAUUAGCAUUUUGUGUACGAUAGCCUAUUAUACAGUAAUAUACGGUAGUGAUUCCAGUUUCUAUAUCAUACUGUGGUGUCGUUAGUAGGCUAAUAAUGCUUACCAUUGAUUAGUCUUAUUAUUAUUCCUCUCUUACAGUAAAUUGUGCCUUAAAUAUGUAAAAGAAUUGAAUCUCCAGGGUUUUUUCAUAAUCUGUAGUAUAAUUUGUGAAAUCGAUAAAAUACAUACUUGCCUUGAAUUCAGACAUUUUAUAUCAUGUGUAAGUUAAUAGAUUAUUCAAUAAUGUUUGAACCACGCUGGGAAGAUGAAAUAAAUGAUGAAUUUUGUUUUAUAUAUAUUCUAGUUUAAUAUGUUGAAAUUUGUUUGAACUCAUUGAGAAUGAGGAAGGAAAUAUAUUCUUAUUGUAAAUUGGUAAUUUAAUAAAUUUUCAUGUGAUGAAAUAAAUAUGUGUUCAAUAA